This is a messenger RNA of Solanum dulcamara, 2284 nucleotides long. Its product is annotated as sterol 3-beta-glucosyltransferase UGT80A2-like. NCBI's taxonomy places the organism in Eukaryota, Viridiplantae, Streptophyta, Magnoliopsida, Solanales, Solanaceae. The transcript is spliced from 15 exons. The record is from RefSeq and is a predicted model, not a curated record. Bases 98 to 1972 code for a protein of 624 amino acids. Gene Ontology annotation, biological process: carbohydrate metabolic process. Gene Ontology annotation, molecular function: UDP-glycosyltransferase activity; hexosyltransferase activity.
AUAUAUAUCUUUUAACAUUUAAAUAUCGUGAUUGAGAAGAUUUUUUUCACCUACUUUUCAAACAUUCAAAAGAAAGCAAACUUCGCCGGAGGUGCCGAUGGCUGAACCGUCGACGAAAUCCGACCGGCCGAGCUUAUCUUCUAGCUCCGGUGAAGUAUCCGUGAGCGUUGAGAAGGAAAAUGACAGUAAUACUGCCGGUGCUGGUGGUGGUACGGCUGCUGACGUGGACAGUAGUGAGGCAGUUGCUGCUUCAGUUUCCAAUGGCGGUACUGAUUCUUCAGGGACCCCUGGGAUGGGACUUACAAGAGUAAAUACAUUGCCUCUAGAGAUUUUGAGUUCUGAGAAGCCACAAGCACCUUCAGAUCAUGUUAAGUUGGGAAGAUCAAAAACUGAGACACCGACACAUGGUAGCGGAUUUGUUCAAGAGGCAGCAAAAAUUUUUGAUAAUAAAAUUUCUGAACAACAGAAGCUCAAAUUGUUGAAGAGAAUAGCUACUGUCAAAGAUGAUGGUACUGUGGAAUUUGAAAUCCCGGGUGAUGUUGAAACCACCGAAGUGGUUGGAACUGGAUCUGAAAGUGUACAUACUGCAGUUGAGGAUGAACCUCUUGAUGCGACAGAACUUCAAUAUUUUCCACCUAUGCAGAUUGUAAUACUUAUUGUAGGAACACGUGGUGACGUGCAGCCCUUUACUGCAAUUGGCAAGCGUCUGCAGGAUUUCGGCCAUCGAGUGAGGUUGGCGACCCAUGCAAAUUUCAAAGAGUUUGUCUUGACUGCUGGAUUGGAAUUCUAUCCCCUUGGGGGUGAUCCAAAAAUUUUGGCUGGAUACAUGGUAAAAAACAAAGGAUUCUUACCUUCCGGACCUUCAGAAAUCCCUGUUCAGAGAAAUCAGAUGAAGGAGAUUAUAUACUCUCUACUUCCAGCCUGCAAAGAACCUGAUAUGGAUACAGGAGUUCCCUUCAAAGCAGAUGCAAUUAUUGCUAAUCCCCCAGCAUAUGGGCAUGUACAUGUUGCAGAAGCAUUGCAAAUCCCAAUUCAUAUAUUUUUCACAAUGCCAUGGACGCCAACUUCUGAAUUUCCUCAUCCUCUGUCCCGUGUUAAGCAACCAGCUGGAUAUAGGCUAUCAUAUCAGAUUGUUGACUCCUUGAUAUGGCUAGGAAUACGUGACAUGAUAAAUGAUCUUAGAAAGAAAAAACUGAAACUACGACCAGUCACAUACUUAAGUGGUUCACAAGGCUCUGAGUUGGAUAUACCACAUGCAUAUAUUUGGAGUCCUCAUCUUGUUCCUAAACCAAAAGAUUGGGGACCUAAGAUUGAUGUGGUGGGAUUUUGCUUCCUUGAUCUUGCGACGGGUUAUGAACCUCCAGAAUCACUUGUUAAUUGGCUUGAAGCUGGUCCAAAGCCCAUAUACAUUGGGUUUGGUAGUCUUCCUGUUCAAGAUCCACAGAGAAUGACUGAGACAAUUGUUAAAGCACUCGAAAUCACUAAUCAAAGGGGAAUCAUUAAUAAAGGAUGGGGUGGCCUUGGAAACUUGGCGGAACCAAAAGAUUUUGUGUAUUUGCUCGACAACUGUCCCCAUGAUUGGCUUUUCUUACAGUGUGCCGCAGUGGUGCACCACGGGGGUGCUGGAACAACUGCUGCUGGUCUUAAAGCUGCGUGUCCAACAACUAUUGUCCCUUUCUUUGGUGACCAGCCAUUUUGGGGGGAAAGGGUGAAUGCCAGAGGUGUAGGCCCUCUACCCAUACCAGCUGAUCAGUUUACACUUGACAAGCUGGUCCAUGCAAUCAGAUUCAUGCUUAAUCCACAGGUAAAGGAGCAGGCGAUUGAGCUAGCCAAAGCUAUGGAGAACGAAGAUGGGGUCACUGGAGCAGUAAAAGCCUUCUUUAAGCAGCUACCACGCAAUAAAACUGAGCCUGAGCUAUUGCCUAAACCAACAAGUGCCUUUUCAAUAAGAAGCUGCUUUGGGUGUUCCUAGACCUGAGUGGUAAAAGAUGUCCUAUGUGCCCUUGUUUUUGUGUAUUUUUUUCUAGUAACUAUUGUAUCCCAUUGUUGUAAUUAUGUAUUAUUUAUACAUUUUACCGGUGCUCUUAUGCCAGUAAGAAAUAAUGACCCGUUCCAUGACGACCCCAACUUGCUUGAGAUUGAGACGUAAUUGUUGUAAUCAUCACUCUUCCUUGAGUUCACUUGUAAACGCAUUCCUUCCCCCAAAAUGCUACCAACUGUAUAUCAUCUAAGAAGAAUCUGGGUUUGUAAUGACCAUUCCAAAUUUUCCUGGAAUUUAUCCUCA